This is a messenger RNA of Rhipicephalus microplus (southern cattle tick), 2162 nucleotides long. RefSeq names its product histone-lysine N-methyltransferase SMYD3. The record is from RefSeq and is a predicted model, not a curated record. Gene Ontology annotation, molecular function: protein binding. Lineage: Eukaryota; Metazoa; Arthropoda; Arachnida; Ixodida; Ixodidae. Gene Ontology annotation, cellular component: nucleus.
CUGCCAAGCGCGGGCCUGGCGUCGACGAGCUCUGGAGAGACAAGACUGCCGGCGAUUCCGUCCGUGGGAACGCCGCUCUCCUGCCAGUUCGACAUACAGCUCAGCUAUGCUGUCGUACAAGCCAGGAGACCUGAUCGUCUCGUCUACUCCGUUCGCAUACGUGGUGGACCCACUGAAUGGAGCCGGCCGGGUGUGCGAUUACUGCUUCAGGAGGAGUGAGAGCCUCAAGCCCUGCGCCCGGUGUCGUGUGGCACACUACUGCAACAAGCUGUGCGAGGCGUCAGCCCUGUCCGAGCAUCUGCCUGAAUGCUGCUACUUCGAGGAAGUGUUUCCCUACAUUCCAGACGUCACCGUGCGCCUUCUCACUCGUAUGGUACACAAACUGCAGAAAGAACGGAUGAAGGACUGCAAGGAGAUGGUGCAGGGUGACAUGCGGACGCUCGAACAGAUGGAGUCGCACUCGAAUGACAUAAUGAACGACGCGGUAAUGCUGCCAAAGUUCCAUGCCAGCUGGGCCACCGUCAAGUACAUUUUAGGGGAGGAAAACGUGCCUUCCUUGCUCGACGGGCUGGAAAUAUUCGGCAAGAUGGUAAUCAACAGGUUCUGCAUAACGGACAGCGACUUAAAGCCAGUCGGUCAAGGCCUGUACAUCGGGGCAUCCAUAUUUGAUCAUUCCUGCGACCCGGAUGCGGCCUACGUGUUCCAAGGAACGCGUCUCACGAUCAGGGCAACCAGGAGCCUUAGCGUGAACAGCGUGCGAGAGAUAUACAUCUGCUACGUGGACAGGCUUCUUCUCAAAGAGGACAGGAUAGCAGCGCUGCAGAGGCAGUACUACUUCACCUGCAACUGUGUCUUCUGCCAGGAGGAUGCGACGGAUCAAUUUACCGAGAAGUGGAGCGGCUUGACAGAGUGCGUCCGCAACCUGCAGCUGGAGCUAGACAGGGCAGAGAGCAAGGCCGACGUCGAGCGCAUCUCGAGCCGGUGCCGCGAGAUUCUGGAGUGCCAGUGCAAACAGCUGCCCUCCAAUGAUGUUGCCAAGGUGGAGGCCCUACUGCUGGGAUUCCAGUGCAGCACCAGGCUGGCCACUCACGCCGAAGCCAUCAGCUUGGCACUUCAGGUCAUGGAGAUGUUGAGAUAUAAGCAACUGGUCUGUAUCAAGGACCUUCACUGGAACGAGUUCCAAGGGGUUUGCUAUGGCACGUACAGCCCCAUCUACGGCCUUCAUCUAAUGCACAUCGGAAAACUGUACAACGCUUCCGGAGACAAUGCGAGCGCAGAGAACUUCUUACAAAUGGCAAGCUCAAGCAUCUCGAUCAGCCACGGCACGACACACGCCACUUAUCGCGACCUUCAGCAGCUGCGAAAGAUGAACCGCAGAGGCAUUCCUGGUGGCUGCAAAUGACGGAUUGCGACAGGACAGCGCUCGCAACGAGUCGACAAACAGUAGACGGACAGUUCUCCCACCCACGCACAAGUACAAAAAUGUUCGGCUAAAAUAGUUAAUCGUAUACUUCAAUUCAGUUUUCAAUUUAUUUCGCUAUCUGCACAAAACGUCAUACCUAUAUAUAGGAGCCCGCGGUAAAAACUAUGGAUAGUUUGACAAUGCCGUGGACACCCACAACUAAUACCUUGACGGCAUCGCAGCCACAUGAAAAGACAGCUUAAAAAACAAUUCACCCAACGGAAAACGGUAAUACAAUAUAAGCUGAAACAAUACAAGAAAAUGCGACAAUAAGGAGCAAAGAAUAAAUCAAAGACAGUAUAAUACAACUCCAUGAUGUAUGUAGCGGAUACUGAAUGAAAAACACCAAAAUGAAACAUCAGGUAAAAUAUAAUCAGAAUACAUGCUCAUCAUGUUUUAAGAGUAACCUCCCACCAGUGAUGAUGAGGAAUAAUGUAAAUGCGGUCAAUCAAUGGCAAAAAGGACUUACGAGUGAAAACAUUCGUAAAUUUGGCCCCUGUUUGUGUACAGUUGAUUAAUGGCAGACAGAUAUGGUUUUGUUACGUCAGACCUUGGUGCAAACGCGGAAGCAACACACAAAACCCACCCGUUUGUGGUUUCUACCACACGUCCAAAGCAACAACCAUCUUGUAAGCUUUGGUCCUGCUACAACUUUUGUUUUGUUUUAGUUGUUCCAAUAAAAAGAAGUCACCUAACAAAA